Penicillium hordei is the source of this 858-nucleotide messenger RNA. Its product is annotated as shikimate dehydrogenase family protein. Gene Ontology annotation, biological process: chorismate biosynthetic process; shikimate metabolic process. The transcript has a single exon. Gene Ontology annotation, cellular component: cytoplasm. NCBI's taxonomy places the organism in Eukaryota, Fungi, Ascomycota, Eurotiomycetes, Eurotiales, Aspergillaceae. The record is from RefSeq and is a predicted model, not a curated record. Gene Ontology annotation, molecular function: shikimate 3-dehydrogenase (NADP+) activity. The coding region runs from base 1 to 858 and encodes 285 amino acids.
AUGGCAAAGAAUUUCCACAUCUUCGGCAAAGGGAUAUCGUUCAGCGUUUCACACACCAUCCACAACGCAGGCUUCCAGCACUAUGGCCUCCCCUUUAUAUACACAAUUCACGAGUCCGACAGCAUUGAUGGAGCCGCUGCAUUGGUUGCAAGCGAUCAUUUUGGCGGGGCGAGUGUCACAAUGCCACACAAGCUCCAAGUUCACAAGUUUUGCAACGAGCAAACCGAGACUGCUCGAUUAAUCGGCGCAAUCAACACUCUUAUUGUGAAAGAAAAUGGGAACAAGCGUAUAAUCACCGGAGACAACACGGACUGGUCUGGCCUGUGCAGUAUUGUGACUGCAUACUCGACAAAAAGACAACACCAACUGAACACCGGACUGGUUAUUGGAGCCGGGGGCGCAUCAAGAGCCGCACUUUAUGCUCUGCACAAAUCUGGAGUGAAACGAAUCUACCUGGUCAAUCGAACCUUGGCCACCGCCGAGAAAGUCAAAGACGAUUUCAAGUCCGUCUUUAAGAUCAAGGUUGUCCCAAGUCUCCAAGAUCUUCCAAAGAAGCCAGAAGUUAUUAUCGGUACUGUGCCCGCAGAGACUACUACAGAGCCUCAGUUCUCCUCGUUGUUUGGGGACCGGGGGUUGUGUGUCGAUAUGUCAUACAAGCCGAGGCAGACACCGCUCUUGACGGCAGCACAACAGAAUCAAGGGUGGGACACGGUUACGGGUGUCGAGGUACUGCUCGCACAGGCAUUCGACCAGUUUCUACUCUGGACAGGUCUUGAGCCGCCGAGGGAGAUUAUGGCGGAGGCAAUCGUGGCACUUGAUAACCAGCGGUCUACUGUGGCUAAGACUGGUAUGCUUUAG